UUAAGGCAAUGUGGUGCCGUAUUAUGUGUCGGUGAAGACGCUUAUUUUUAGGAGUGAUUUCAGUAGACGUGUUCACACGGAGCUUUCGGGCUGCUACACACAGUUUUGUGUCCCCCCUGUAAAAACUCGGGUUCACAUAGGCUGCGGUGGGUAAAGUGUAGGGAGCCUGUACCAGGACCUGGGGGUAUUAUGAACAUCAGUGCAAUGCUGCUUGUCAGACGUGUCCACAGCCUGACUCGACUUGGCCCUCUCAACACACAAAGGCUUCAGGUAGCACCUGCAGCCGCAUCGUCCGCAGUUCGUCUAUGGAGCAGCAGCCGUGACGACCAGAGAUCGUACCAGCGUGGCCACAGUCCCAGCUGGAGAAAUGCCCUGGCAGGACUGCUGGCUGGUGCGGGGGCUGUACUGGCUUAUGGCCUGCACCACCACAAGGCUGAGCGGGCAGACACCAUUAGAGUGCAGACCACAGAGAAGUCCUCCAGUCUUCCCACCUUCAGCCAGGAGGAAGUGACGAAGCACCGUUCUCUGGAUGAUGGCGUGUGGGUCACUUACAGAGGCGGCGUCUAUGAUAUCACUGAGUUUGUCGCCAUGCACCCUGGUGGGGAUAAAAUCAUGCUGGCGGCAGGUGGAGCUCUUGAACCUUUUUGGGCACUGUAUGCUGUACACAAUGAGAAACACGUGCUGGACAUCCUCUCAGAAUACAAGGUUGGUGAGCUGAGUGCAGACGACCUGAAGAAGCAGCAGACUGUUGAGUCAUCUGACCCCUACGCUUUGGACCCAAAGCGUCACCCCAUGCUGCACACCAAUAGCCUCAAGCCCUUCAAUGCUGAGCCGCCACCUGAAAUCCUCACUGACAGCUACAUCACCCCCUCUGCCUUCUUCUUCAAAAGAAACCACCUGCCAGUGCCUCAGGUAGAUCCAGCUUCUUAUCAGCUUGUCGUGGAGGGACUGCCUGGAGGAGUGCUGAAGCUGUCUUUAGAAGAGCUGAAAACAAAAUUCCCCAAGCACACUGUCACUGCCACACUGCAGUGUGCGGGCAAUCGCCGGUCUGAGAUGAAUAAGGUCAAGCAGGUGAAAGGACUGAACUGGGGCCUUGCUGCGAUUGGUAACGCCACGUGGAGCGGUGCUAAACUCCGGGAUGUGCUGCUGGCAGCCGGCUAUGGGUCGGAUGUGGCUCAGUGGGCUCGUCAUGUUCAAUUUGAAGGACUGGACAAAGAUGUGAUGGGGACUGCCUACGGUGCUUCCAUCCCUGUAAACAAGGCAGUUAGUGAGGAAGGUGAUGUACUGCUGGCUUAUGAAAUGAAUGGUGAGGAGCUUCCUGCCGACCAUGGCUUCCCUGUCCGCGUUGUGGUGCCAGGGACGGUGGGUGCACGUAAUGUUAAAUGGCUCAGAAAGAUCAUUGUAAGCACAGAUGAGAGCAGCAGCCACUGGCAGCAGAACGACUACAAAGGCUUCUCCCCUGGGAUAGACUGGGACACAGUGGACUACAGGUCUGCUCCAGCCAUCCAAGAGCUCCCCAUUCAGUCUGCGAUCACCACGCCGUCAGAUGGCGCGGUGGUUUAUCGCAGCGCUAAAGAGGUGACUGUGAAGGGCUACGCCUGGAGCGGUGGGGGCAGAGAGGUGGUACGUGUAGAUGUUUCUCUGGAUGGAGGGAAGACGUGGCAGGUGGCCCAGCUAAGGGGCAAUGAGAAGGGACAAGGUCCAGAGUUCUCGCCUCCACCAGGGCGAGCAUGGGCCUGGAAGCUGUGGGAGGUAUCGGCUCCUCUUCCUCCUGAGGUUCAAGAGCUGGAGAUAGUUUGCAAGGCGGUUGACAACAGUUACAACAUGCAGCCGGACACCAUUUCUCCCAUCUGGAACCUGAGGGGUGUCCUGAGUAACGCCUGGCACAGGGUGAAGGUGAACAUCAGAGAGGAUGCAGUAGAAGAAUAGACUCAGCGAUCUGCUCCACCUUCAAAAUGCACACAAUAG
Molecule: messenger RNA, 1968 nt
Organism: Monopterus albus (swamp eel)
Lineage: Eukaryota; Metazoa; Chordata; Actinopteri; Synbranchiformes; Synbranchidae
Gene: suox
Product: sulfite oxidase
Exons: 5
Coding region: 190-1929 (579 amino acids)
Biological process (GO): sulfur compound metabolic process
Cellular component (GO): mitochondrion
Molecular function (GO): heme binding; molybdopterin cofactor binding; sulfite oxidase activity
Source: RefSeq, a predicted model, not a curated record